Messenger RNA from Caenorhabditis auriculariae, 547 nucleotides. The record is from the annotation of a GenBank genome assembly. Lineage: Eukaryota; Metazoa; Nematoda; Chromadorea; Rhabditida; Rhabditidae.
AUGAAGUGGUUAUCACGCAAGAUGGAGGAUAUCAUUUGGUUCGCGCUGAUUGCGAGUUUGAACCAAUUUCUAACAGUCGAAUCAUUAUUUUAUGUGAUAACAUUCUUCACGAUGUUUCAAAUGGUAGUGCAAAGCGAAUUGGUGGCGAGUAUGAGCACAUUGCUUACGAUCAUUGCAGUGAUCACAUCUACGUUUAUCAGAAUUCUACAGUUUAUCGUCUCUCGGACGCCGGCUCUUUGGAGCCGUGCCGAAAGCUACAAGAUUUGAAAGCUUUCGAAGUGACGGCUGGCGGCGUGACUGGACUUCACGAGGAUGGUAGCGUUACCUUUAACGGCCAACCAAUCAUUAUGCUAGACAUGAAACUUCGCACUCAACUUCCAUUCAUUAUAGCGCCUGAUCCUCCACCUUCUUCAUGGUUCUAUAUAUACAUUUUACUACCAUUUUUAGCCAUAUUAUCUUUUAUCAUUCGCCGAUAUGGUUUGGAAGUUUUCUUUUCCCUGCAGCGCUACCGUCAUCGGUUCAACCGCUUCCGGCAAAACAACGCUGA